Messenger RNA from Aspergillus heteromorphus CBS 117.55, 1118 nucleotides. Its product is annotated as DASH complex subunit DUO1. The record is from RefSeq and is a predicted model, not a curated record. Bases 250 to 1014 code for a protein of 254 amino acids. Gene Ontology annotation, biological process: mitotic cell cycle. Lineage: Eukaryota; Fungi; Ascomycota; Eurotiomycetes; Eurotiales; Aspergillaceae. The transcript has 2 exons. Gene Ontology annotation, cellular component: DASH complex; mitotic spindle.
CACUUCCCUCGUCAAUUAGUGAGUUAAUCGAGUGGCUGAAAUCGCCCCACGACAUCUAGCGGUCGAUCCGUCCCUGUCCAACUCUCCAUUGGCUGCCUAUUCUCCCACGACGCGCUGUACCUCCCCCGGUUACUAUCAAACAUCAAACAUCAACAACAUUGAUCGCUGCCACAGCCCCGCCUCCAUCCACCUCGGCCACCACACCACACCACACCAUUCCGUCCCACAUUUCCAUAACACACCACCAAGAUGAAUAGACUCCAAUAUUCGGAUGAUGACUCGGACGAUCUCUGGAAUUCUCCCUCCAAACGCGGAAACAACAAACUACAUCGAGCCGUCAAGGAAGAGAGCCUGUCACUGUCCCCUUCACCAGAACCUGCACCUGCCCAUGCCCAUGAUGGAGGCGAUACCCUCUAUGACCGCGAGGAGGGACGCGAAGCGGCUUUGCGCAGUGAACUAGAGAGUGUUCGCAAAAUCAACCACGUCAUUGAGGGCCUGCUGGGCAGUCUCGACUGCGCCAAGGGAAACAUGGAUACCGUAUCGCGAACCCUCGAGUCGGCAUCUACGUUGCUGAAUACAUGGACUCGGAUUCUCGCCCAGACGGAGCACAACCAGCGAUUGAUUCUCAACCCCAAUUGGCAAGGAGCCGUCCAAGAUGCUGCCGACAUGGAGAGCGAGGAACUUGCCAGGCAGCAGGCUGCCGAAAGACGCGAACGCGAACGUCAGUAUCAAAGGGAGACUGCGGCCCGGAAGGCCGAGGAAGAAGGACGAAAGAGGGCCCUGGCCGCGGGCACCCGAGGCACGCGUGGAACCACUCGGGGAAGGGUAGUGCGCAGUACGGGUGGUCUAGGAAGAACGCCCAGUGUAUCGUACUCGGGGACGGGCUCCAGCGCGACACGGACUACGGCAUCCUCAAGCACGGCCGGGAAGCCCAGCACGACCUCAACAACGCGUAGACCAGUCAGUGGGAUCGCGAGGGGAUCGGGGAUUGCGCGUGGCCGCGGCAGGGCGUAGAGGCUGUGGGAGAUUGGGAAGCUGUGGAUGUAUAGUACGAGACAAUUUGAGACGAAGCGCAAUGCUAGUUAUGAGAUGAUACCCCCAAAAUGACACGAUGCCGA